CAGUCUAGUUGGCAUUUCUUGGUUGGUGACGUACAUAGACUAGCCUCGUACCCAGACUCUCUCGCGCUAGUCAUGUCUCGUGCCCGUAUGACACAGGCCUGGAAUUCUAAUGCGGGCACCGGACAAGACUAGCGCGAGAGAGUCUCGGGACGCGGCUAUACAUCGACUACUUGGAGUAAGUCUAGCUAGUGGAGUAUGCAGACAACAGACACCGUGCACGUGGAUAACGAGUACCAGUACGAACUCUCUGGAGAUGUUUUGGCCAGCGACAUCUUUCAUGCAGUUGUUUGGGUAUUACUUUCACUAGGAAUUAUUGGCAACAUAUUGGUUGUGGUGUGGAGACUUACACAGACAAGAGAUCAGAGAUCAUCUCCUCUCUCGAUUCUCAUCAUCAUGCUAGCAGUUUCAGACUUCUUCUAUUGUGUUCACUUGCUGCUUCUCGAGAGUCUAGUAACUGAAUCUCAUCUAGGACAACAGAAGCUUUGGGCACAAAUCUCUACGAGUUAUGUGUGCAGUACAAGCGCCCUUCUGUCUUUGUUCUCUUGCUCUACAGCUCAGUGGGCAACUUUCAAUAUUGCACUUUACUCGUUUCAAGCAAUGAGCGGAUGGUGUUCUCGUUGUUGCUGUUCACUAGUUCGCAAACGAAUUCUGAUUAUCACAAUCAUCUGUCAGAUUAUUUUCGUCAUUGCUGGUAUUUUGUCGAUGCUUGCGGUUCAUCAAUAUUUUGAUGAUCCUUUUUUGUUUGUGCCACAUGAAUAUGAAGACGUAAUUAACUACGAAAACAACACUUGGAUACAGAAUUACCGUUACUCAAGGCGUGAACAAAUUACCGAGAUUUUUGGACGUUGUGCCAUUGUACAGUCAAGUGGACUUGAUGCUUGCAUAAAUAUGACCGAAACAAUCUCACAUGGCAGUCACACUACUGUCAUUAGAAGUAUCAUUUGUAGUGAAAGGGCACAUACCGAAUAUUAUGACUAUUGGGGAGCAGCUGUGGCAUGUCUAAGUACUGUUCUUACAUUGUCAUCUGUUGUUCUCUAUUUAUUCUUGUGCGUCACGAUUCGCAGAAGAUCUUCUCGUGCAAACGUAACAAGUACAUCUGACAUACACAAACUUCAAUGGAGGUUGAGUGUAAUUGUUAUCCUAAACACUCUUUGUUGGAUUCCUACAACUGCAUUGCAUUUGAUGUCAGGAAUAAUUCAAGUGUCACCAGGUGGUCCUAGCGAUUCUUGGUCAAGUGAUUCUACUGCAGCAAAUGUUUUUCUCAUCUCAAUGAGUCCAGCAGUUAAUCCUCUCAUCUACACUUUUGCAGGAAAGAACUUUUUACAUUCAAUUCGCAAGUCUUGUAGACAAAUGAAAUGCGACAUAUCUGUGAGACGAAACGAUUCCAACUAUCAUGGCGAUCACAUUAGAGGAGUUGAACGUUGCAGCUGUAUUCCAUGGGUCAGAUGUGUUCACCAAGGUGAAGACAAUCAUCCAGACUACUACAAUACUGAAGAUACUUCCGACUGGAAUUCUGAUCAGAGUAGACUCCUACCGUCUACCGAUGAGUCAAGUGAAAUUACCUAACAGAUUGACAUUACCUACAGGCUACUAUUGCAUGGCUAGAGCAACAGGGUAACUAGUUUGGAUGCGUGCCAUUACAGUUUACUCGAUCAUAUUGUAUGCAAGGUUGUAUGCAACCUUUUCGUAAGUAGUAUACUGUACGAGCAAGCAGAGUGCUGGCUCUGGACUACACUUUGCCAUUAGUGUGCUGCUUGUGAUCUAAAAAUAGG
Molecule: messenger RNA, 1772 nt
Organism: Corticium candelabrum
Lineage: Eukaryota; Metazoa; Porifera; Homoscleromorpha; Homosclerophorida; Plakinidae
Exons: 2
Coding region: 196-1566 (456 amino acids)
Biological process (GO): hormone-mediated signaling pathway; activation of adenylate cyclase activity; adenylate cyclase-activating G protein-coupled receptor signaling pathway
Cellular component (GO): plasma membrane
Molecular function (GO): G protein-coupled peptide receptor activity
Source: RefSeq, a predicted model, not a curated record